Messenger RNA from Solanum dulcamara, 1089 nucleotides. RefSeq names its product probable CCR4-associated factor 1 homolog 11. Gene Ontology annotation, molecular function: poly(A)-specific ribonuclease activity; nucleic acid binding. Lineage: Eukaryota; Viridiplantae; Streptophyta; Magnoliopsida; Solanales; Solanaceae. The transcript has a single exon. The coding region runs from base 178 to 1035 and encodes 285 amino acids. Gene Ontology annotation, cellular component: CCR4-NOT complex; CCR4-NOT core complex; P-body. The record is from RefSeq and is a predicted model, not a curated record.
GUUCUUAUACUUCUUUUCCUAUAAAAAGAACCAGUUCCCUUCAACACACAACACCAUAGGCAAAUCAAAUCAAAGUUCUUUUUUUUUUUUCAAUUCAGAUCUGGAUUUUACUGCAAACCCAUUAUUUAUUCAAGUUUUUACGACGACCCAUCUGAAAAUCUUGCUGAGUUUUGACUCAUGGCUGUUGAAUUUAGUGAUUCGGAACCGAACCCGAUUAAGAUCCGGGAAGUUUGGUCGGAAAAUCUCGAAUCAGAAUUUGAGCUUAUUCGAACAGUAAUUGAUCAGUACCCUUUCAUCUCAAUGGAUACUGAGUUUCCGGGAGUGAUUUUCAAGACGGAGAUGGGUUCUUUCCGGCAAAAUCGCCGGCGAUAUGUGCCGCAAUUGCCGUCGGAGCAUUACAAGCUGUUGAAAUCAAACGUCGACGUUUUGAAUCUUAUUCAGGUAGGACUCACGUUGUCUGACGCCGAUGGUAACUUACCGGAUCUGGGUUCCGCCGGUGAGCAUCGAUACAUAUGGCAGUUUAACUUCUCCGACUUCGAUGUGACGCGUGAUCGUCACGCACCGGACUCAAUUGAGCUCCUCCGGCGUCACGGUAUCGAUUUCGAGAAGAAUAAAGAGAUCGGAAUCGAUUCUUCUCGUUUCGCCGAGCUGAUGAUGUCGUCGGGGCUUGUAUGCAACGAAACCGUAAGCUGGGUUACAUUCCACAGCGCGUACGAUUUCGCUUAUCUCGUAAAAGUCCUCACUCGCCGGGAACUUCCCGGCGACUUGGAAGACUUUUUGGAAAUUCUCAGGGUGUUUUUCGGUAGUAAUGUUUAUGAUGUGAAGCAUUUGAUGAGGUUUUGUGAGAAACUAUAUGGCGGUUUAGACCGGGUUGCAGAGGUGUUAGAGGUGAACCGGGCGGUUGGGAAGUGUCAUCAGGCCGGUUCAGAUAGUUUGCUGACGUGGCACGCUUUUCAGAAAAUUAGGGACGUGUACUUUGUAAAUGACGGACCGGAAAAAUAUGCCGGCGUUUUGUUUGGAUUAGAAGUGUAUUAAAUUAAGAAUUAGUACUAAUUUUUAAUUGUUAGUUAAUAAAAUUUGUUUAAUUAA